AGGCUGGGGCAGGGAACAGACAGACAGACAGACAGACAGCAUGAGACUCACGCUCGCCUGGCUCAGCGUCUGCCUGGCGAUUUAUUGCAGCGGCCACGGCCACGGCCACAGCCACAGUCAGGUCCAAGGCAAUGUGGUCCUAUCUUUGCCACCAUCGCUUAUCGCCACGGCCACGGAGGCGGCGGCCUUGAGGCAGCAGCAGCCACCGCGCUGGAAAAAGGAUGCACGCGUCCUGUUUGACAGCGGCAACGAUGCACUGCGCGAUAUGCUGCAGCACCACGACAAUGUGGACUUGGAUGUGGAGCAGCAGCAGCAGCAGCAGCAGCAACCGCAAGUCGCGGCUUUUAAUCGAAAAGCACUGCACGAGGCAGAUGAUUUAGUUGCCGCCGCGUCUGUUGGGGCACAGGAAAUUGCAGGCGCACAGCAGCGGGGCAGCCAGUAUGGCGGUGCCACGCCCAGCCACAAAUACUGGGCCAGCCGCUGUCAGGGUCGCUUGGGUCCGUCUGCCAAGUGUCCGCCGGAAUAUUAUCGCGCCAUGAUGGCAGCCAGGAACAAAGAGGCCAUGGCCCGGCUCCACAUGCAACUCAACUCGAUGCAGGACACUGAUUCAUCCAGCUCUGACAGCUACAACGAGGAGCUGGAUGACGCUGAGGAGGAGGAGGAGGAGAACGACGAGCAAACCAGCAGCAAUGAGGUCUUCAUGCUGCUCACUGGCGAACAGGAUCUGAUCAAGUUCCUGCACUGGGCCAUGCAGCUGCUGUAUCCCUACGAGCGGCCCGAGGGCAACCGCAGCGAGAGUGCCGCCGAGCACUACCAUCCGGGCAUGUUCCUGUGGAAGAAGCUCAACCUGUCGGGGCACCUCGAGCCACCGCUGAUUGUGGAUGAGCCGCAGUUUGUGCUGGUGCGACGCGAGAAGCUGCUGGAUGGCUAUCAUUUGGAGGACAUGACCAAGGAGGACGAUCCCUUUAUACCCCCGCGUGGACGCAAACACAACUCGCCCGAUCUGAAUGCUCUGCUCAAUCGCUAUGAGACUUUUGUGCCGAAUCGCGGCAGGCGCGACAAGGUCAAGGAUCUGUUCAAGUACGACGAUCUGUUCUUUCCGAAUCGCGGCAAGAAGCAGCGCAACAUCUUCCACCUCGACGAUCCCUUCUACCCGAAUCGCGGCAAGAAGCUGCAGCUGCGCGAUCUCUACAACAUCGACGAUCCAUUCUUUCCGAAUCGCGGCAAGCGGCACUUGACCAAGGCAGCGGGGCCUGGCAUCGAUCUGUGGGGAAAACUGCUGCCAGAUGACAGCGACUGGCAAGGAAUGUCAACGCAUAAAAUGAAUAGCUACGAUCCAUCAGUCAGGCCAUCAAUGUCAGCGGAGGAUCCCACUGCCGCAGCUGAGGGCGCUCGCUGGCGACGUCUGGCCCGCGGCUUGCUGCAGCCCGCUAAUAGAUUACACGCGACAAGAUCAAUGUCAGCGAGUGGACAACGAGCGAUGGCAAUGGGAGUGCAGCAAUUGUUGCCACAAAGCAAUCCGUACAUGCCCCGCCAGCAGCAGGUGAGACCUGCCUUCUGGCAGCAGCGCCUCAAGCGCUCGCUGCGGCUGGCCGAUGCCCCCGAGACACAAUUAACGCGUGCACCCAAUGCUAAUCCGGACUCGGACUCGGACACGGACACGGACACGGAUGCCGCGUGGGCCUGGGACACGGAGGCUGCCAAUUGGCGCAUUUAA
This is a messenger RNA of Drosophila subobscura, 1717 nucleotides long. RefSeq lists its product as uncharacterized. The transcript has 3 exons. The record is from RefSeq and is a predicted model, not a curated record. Lineage: Eukaryota; Metazoa; Arthropoda; Insecta; Diptera; Drosophilidae. The coding region runs from base 41 to 1717 and encodes 558 amino acids.